Populus trichocarpa (black cottonwood) is the source of this 1742-nucleotide messenger RNA. RefSeq names its product glycine-rich cell wall structural protein. The transcript has 3 exons. NCBI's taxonomy places the organism in Eukaryota, Viridiplantae, Streptophyta, Magnoliopsida, Malpighiales, Salicaceae. Bases 835 to 1368 code for a protein of 177 amino acids. The record is from RefSeq and is a predicted model, not a curated record.
CGGUAUAUGAAAUUUAACAACCCAAUAUGAAAUAAAUUAACUAGUGGGUGCUUGCAAGAAAACUUGAGCCUGAAUCCUAACAUUCAAUUCAUUAAAAAAAUAUUUUCCACCUAGAAUAGAAGCAUAUGAUGGUACCAACACACUGAAAUCAAUCAAUUUGUAUACCUUCGCAAGGAACCUUAUACACAAGUAAAUUCAAGCUACCUCCACCACCAGUUCUCUAUGGACUGCAACUUCAUUCACACACUUCAAUUCUCAAACGUUAUUGUCAAGCAAUAGACAGAAGCACGGUGCAUGCUAAUUAAAGCACUAUUGGGUAUCGUGAGACAAGUUAGCUCUGUUGGUUUGGUCUAAUCAAGCAAUCAGUCUCCAUUUUUUUGUAAAAAAAAUAAUCAAAUGAUUAGAAUUUCUUAUAGUCAUCUUCACUCUUUGUUUACUUGAGUUUACACCCAAUCAAAGACCAAGAACAUGCACGCUAUGUACAGCUAUAUAUCUUAACGACUACAGUAACGCAUGCCAUCGUAGUGGACAAGGGUGGGCGCGUUUGCUGCAUGCAGAGUGCAGGGUUUUAGUUUAUCUUAUUCCUUGCGAACUAGGUGGGGACAAAAGUGAGCCGUAAGGCACGGUCUUUUUCUUCUUUGGACCAACAGAACUAGCUUUGAUUGUUUGGAGGUGGAUUUGCUUCACUUAAUUAGUUAGAGAUCUGAAUCAAGUGGGGUCCAAAAUCUAGCUGUCAAACUGUCAAAGGAGUGCUAUAUAAACCUAUGGAGCGAUGGCAUGAAAAUGCAAAAUAAUUGCAAAUCAAUUUGAAAGAAGGCACUAAAAAAAUUAAAGAUGGAGAUACGGACGAGAAGGAGAAGCUUAUUUGUUCUCUUGUUUCUAGCAAUGGUAGCUGUUGAGUUGAGAGGUGACGAGGGAACGAACAGCAUUGCUGAUGAUCAGACCAAAGUCAAUGUCACUUUUUUAGAUCCUACCAAGCUACAAGGAAGUCAAAACAAAACUUCUAAUACUGAAGCUGUUGUCAACGACAACAAAAACAGGUAUGGUGGACACUAUAGAGGAGGAGGAGGAGGAGGUGGUGGUGGGGGAGGAGGUGGGGGAGGGGGAGGCGGUGGAGGUGGCGGGGGCAGUUUUGGAUGGGGAUGGGGUGGGGGAGGAGGAGGCGGUGGUUGGUAUAAAUGGGGGUGUGGUGGGAAAGGGAAAGGAGGGGGAGGAGGCAGUAGAGGCGACUACAAGCUCGGAGAGUUUGCACAAUGCACGGGAAAAGGAAGGUGUAAAGGCAUGAGGUUAGAUUGCCCUCUUCAUUGUGGAGGCCCUUGCUUCUACGACUGCCAACACAUGUGCAAGGCUCAUUGUCGACGUCCUUGAUGAUUGAUGAAAGAGUACCUUUCUUUUUGGUGUUUGUCAGAUUAGGUAGGUUGAUUUGUGCCCUCAAUAAGUAAACUAAGUGGUGUGUGCUAAGAGUUUUUGGCAUUUGGAUGUUUCUACUUGUCUUCUUUAUAUUGACUUGAUGCUGUUUUUGAUGCGGGGAUGGAAAACCUGAUGACUCUGUCUCACCAUAUGUUGCAUGCAUGCAUGCAUGCUGCUUGGCAUAUGGAUGAUGAAACUCUUGGAUAUGGCUUGCCAUUCAUCGAAGAUACAUGGCUUCAAGAUUCUAAUGAGUGUUUUGAUUCAUUUUGCUAAUGUGAAAUGGACGCAGAAUGAUCUUCUGAAUUCUGAUGGACAUGAUUUUUCUUUUUUCA